Molecule: messenger RNA, 928 nt
Organism: Phoenix dactylifera (date palm)
Lineage: Eukaryota; Viridiplantae; Streptophyta; Magnoliopsida; Arecales; Arecaceae
Product: alpha carbonic anhydrase 7-like
Biological process (GO): one-carbon metabolic process
Molecular function (GO): zinc ion binding; carbonate dehydratase activity
Source: RefSeq, a predicted model, not a curated record
ACUUCGCCAUCCACCUUCCCCUCUCCAGGCUAGAGAACAUAAACAUGGGCCGCCGCAAGCUUCUCAUCAUCUCAACGGUGGUUGCAGUUUUUCUUUUACGGUGCAUCCCCCGGACCACGGCCGAAGAAGUUGGGGAUGAGAGAGAGUUCAGCUACGAGAGUGAUAGCGAGCACGGACCUGAGAACUGGGGCAAAAUCCAUGAGGACUGGGCCAUAUGUAAUAAAGGUCAGAUGCAGUCCCCCCUUGAUCUCUUGGACAAAAGAGUGCAAGUGCAUCACCACGUGGGGCCGCUCCGCCGAACCUACCGCGCCGCCCUUGCCGUCGUCAAGAAUCGUGGCCACGAUAUUAUGGUCAAAUGGGAGGAAGAUCCAGGGGCCAUCUGGAUCAAUGAAACCAUGUAUACACUUAAACAGUUGCACUGGCAUGCGCCUUCGGAGCACACCCUCAACGGCCGGAGGUAUGCUGUGGAGAUGCAUAUGGUGCAUGAGAGUGCCGAUCAGAAGGUCGCCGUGGUCGGUAUUCUGUACAAAAUUGGCCGCCCUGAUUCAUUCCUAGAGGAGGUGGAGGAAGAAAUUAUGAAGAUAGGAGACUUGACGGGGGAAGAGGAGGUGUUGGGAAUGGUAAAUCCAAGGCAUGCAAAAUGGGGAAGCAGAAAGUACUAUAGAUAUUUGGGCUCGCUCACUGUUCCACCUUGCACUGAAGGUGUUGUGUGGACCAUUAUAAAAAAGGUGCGGACUGUAUCAAGGAAGCAGGUGGAUAGACUUAGAGAGGCUGUCCAUGAUGAUUUUGAAAUGAAUGCAAGACCAAUACAGGAGAUCAAUGAAAGGACUGUUAGCCUUUAUCGCCCUCCAAAUUUUAAAUGUUAAAUCACAAUGCUUUGUAGGCUUGAAGAUUCAUGUAUUGUAUUAAUGAAGUUUCCUUGAGAAAA